AUGUACUGGACAACAGACAGUGUUGUGGUGGCUGCCCUCGGUCGUCCCUUAGAUCUUGGGAUGUUGUAUGACUGCCGCAGUGACUCACUUUGUUCAGGUACCGUAUGCUUUUCCAGUUUAAAGACUUCAAAGUGUUGUGGAUGUAGUUAUUGUUUUGCUCAGUAUCAUUUUAUCUCCUUAGAUGUCAGUCUUUGGGAUGACAGUACAAUAGCCUUCAUGUUUCAGUCUCUACCUCGGCCUCUCACAGAGGUGAAGUGUAUUGAAGGAGACUCCCUUCAGGACAGAUUCAGGGCUCUGGAUGUGACCACUCCUCUCAGAGCCAGUGUCCUGUCUGGACUGGUGGAGGUUGGAGGUGCUGCUGGAUACCUGAACCAUCCUGUUCAGUCCACACUGCAGGACCGGGUCACUCUACAGUACAGAACCACUACCAGACUGGACAUGCUCAGUCACAGGGUGCUUCAGGAGGAGACAGUCAGAACACAACGAAAGGCAACUCAUGUGGUCAUGGCUGUUCUCUAUGGAGCUCAAGCAUUCUUUACCUUUGAUUACAAACACAUCAACGGACAACACAGUGGUGCAGGAGAGGCAGAUAUGCACAGUGUUGUGAAGAAGAUGAUCCCCACCUUCAGUGCGGAUCAGAUCUUUUCCAGCUUGAGUGACGAUGAAAAACCAAACAGUUUGUUGUAUCAGUGUACUCUCUACAGUGAUGUAGACCAUGUUAAUGGCUCCAUGACGUAUGACAGAGCUCUGCAAGUCUAUGAAACUUUCCCGAAGCACCUUGGACAGCAAGGAGAGAAAGCAGUGCCUCUGUAUGCAUGGCUCUAUCCUCUGAAGAAUCUGGACAAUUCAGUUAAAAUGCUAUUUUUCACCAAGGCAGAGGGUGUGCUGGACCAUCUGAGGCAGGCCACCAUGAGAUGCCAGGAGAUGAUGACAGACUUCACCAAUGGUUGUGUGAUGAAAUGGUUUCCUGAUCUGAAGUAUAAACUGUCUAGAUUAUCAGAGCUUCUGCAGAAGUACCAGUCUGAGUUUAAGAGAGAGGUGGCCAUGGCAGUAAAGACCAUGAGAGAGAGUGAAGGGGUGGAUGAAAACAGACUGAGAGACAUUCUCCAGAACCAUGACCAGUCACCGUUCUGUCUUCAGUCUAUACAGUUGUGGCUAAACAACAAGGCAGCGGAGGUGAGGGCUCUGAAUGUCUGUAAAACAAGAAACAUCCCCAUGAUGAAAUCUCAGGAAGAGCUGGACGGUGUCCUCAGAUCCUCAAAGGACAGGCUGCUGUGUUUCACUCUGACCUCCCUGGAGGAUGAAGAUCCAUUCCUCUCCACCAUGGAGCAGCACAAACACUCUGUUCCAAUGAACACCGUGAACCAGUCUGAUCUCACUGGACAGCAGCACAAACACUCUGUUCCAAUGAACACCGUGAACCAAUCUGAUCUCACUGGACAGCAGCACAAACACUCUGUUCCAAUGAACACCGUGAACCAAUCUGAUCUCACUGGACAGCAGCACAAACACUCUGUUCCAAUGAACACCAUGAACCAAUCUGAUCUCACUGGACAGCAGCACAAACACUCUGUUCCAAUGAACACCGUGAACCAGUCUGAUCUCACUGGACAGCAGCACAAACACUCUGUUCCAAUGAACACCGUGAACCAAUCUGAUCUCACUGGACAGCAGCACAAACACUCUGUUCCAAUGAACACCGUGAACCAAUCUGAUCUCACUGGACAGCAGCACAAACACUCUGUUCCAAUGAACACCGUGAACCAGUCUGAUCUCACUGGACAGCAGCACAAACACUCUGUACAAGAGAACACCGUGAACCAGUCUGAUCUCACUGGACAGCAGCACAAACACUCUGUUCCAAUGAACACCGUGAACCAAUCUGAUCUCACUGGACAGCAGCACAAACACUCUGUUCCAAUGAACACCGUGAACCAAUCUGAUCUCACUGGACAGCAGGAGACACAGCGACCAUUCAAACCUCCCGAUUUAACUCAGAAAAUACAGUCUGCCCUCCGCUUGUUCACCAAAUCCUAUGAAGACAGCGGAGAUGGAGAGAACAUCAAGUUCAUAGCAGCAGUUAUACAUGAUAUCAGUAUUCCUGGAUCCUCCAUUCGUCUGUAUCAACAAGGCAGUAUCAUCACCACCAACUUUCAGCUGGGAUUAAAACCUGAUCCAUUCCAGGUAGCAGAGAUAAAACAGAGCUGUGUCCUCCUGACGUUUCCACAGUCAACCAUCAGAAGACCUGAGAGGUACAUAGUAGAGUACAGAGUCAUGACUACUGGUGUUAGCAAGGUUAGCAAACGGCCAUGGAAUGUAGUAGACACCCUGGCUCCUGCAGAAACCUGUCUGGUGCCAGGUCUGAAACCGUUCACACUGUACCACAUCAGGUACUCUGUUAUAGAACACUCUGGUAUGAGUGACUUCAGCAAGGUCAUUGAGGUCAAGACCCUGAGAUCCCCACCUGAACAGCUGUAUGUGAGCCGGCUGCUGAACAAAACAAAGGAAACCGUCAAAGUGACUUGGUUCCAGCCAGAGUGUGAAGAUGGUGCCUCUGUACUCCACUACAAAGUAGACUAUAAAGAGACAGGACUGGAGGGCUGGUCUACCAUGGUAACAGAGGGACCUGAAUGUUACUGUGAUGUAACUCUGAACCUCAGUACCUGCUACAGAGUCAGAGUGUCAGCUGUCUAUGGAGAAGGAGACACCAGUGAAACCAGCAGAGAGACAGAUGUCCCAGUCAAUGUCUGGUCCAUAGACCUCUCAGAGAGAAAGGCCUCCCUCCUCCUAGAAGUGCUGAAACUCCAACCAGAGAAGAAACCAGUAGAGCUGAAGGGCUGGUCAGAUGAAGAGAGUGAAGUGAGGAGUUUCCUUCAGUGUCUGCACUACAUCUCACAGCUGAGCUGUGGUGAUGACAGGUUCUUCCAGACUGUGUGUGAAUCCAUCCCUGUGAGGUCCAGAGAGGAGGACCAGCAGUUGGCCUCUCUCCUCCAGGCCUUGGGCUCCACCCUGUCACUGGGAGGAGUGUUACCCAGGAAAACCUGCAGGUCUGUGGGGAGAGUCCUGGGUCUCUGUGCCUCCAGAGUGGACCUCACUCUCACCCCCAGCAAGAUCUCUCUCCAAGGAGCCGCACUUCUUUUGAGACAUGAGUCAAAGCUCCACAAGCUCAGGCUGAAUGUGGGUGUGGCAGUGAAACUGUCCAGACUGGUUAGGAGGACAGGGAGAGGUGCUACUCCACUGACUGUCCCAGAGCUCUCCCUGGACCUAAAGAGCAGCCAGCCACCAGAGAGAGUGUUAUCCAGGGCUCUGAGUAGUGUUGCGUCCCUGCUGAGACUCUGGAGGGUUCAGUGUCUGGACCUGACUGACUUCUGCAUCCAGGGUCACUCUCUCAUCACACUGCUGUGUCACCAGGGACCUCUCUCUCUCAGACUGAAUUCAGACACUCUGCAGCAGCUGACUGUAGUUGCAGGACAAGGACUUGUACUUGCAGGACAAGGACUUGACUCAGUGGUUCCUGGAGAAGGUUGGUGGAGAUCUGACCUCCUGCAGGCUGGACUGGGAAGUGCUUCUCUCUCUGCUGCAGCAUUCAACCCACAACAUCACUGUGGACCUCAGGAAGAACCGGCUCCUAGAGAAGAACAGCUCAGAUCUUCUCCCCUUUCUGGGAAGGGUUACUCUCAAGAGGUGGGUGAACUGUUUCUCUGAUCAGUCUUUCUAGAA
Oncorhynchus tshawytscha (Chinook salmon) is the source of this 3720-nucleotide messenger RNA. RefSeq lists its product as uncharacterized. The coding region runs from base 1 to 3705 and encodes 1234 amino acids. The record is from RefSeq and is a predicted model, not a curated record. Gene Ontology annotation, molecular function: protein binding. The transcript is spliced from 7 exons. NCBI's taxonomy places the organism in Eukaryota, Metazoa, Chordata, Actinopteri, Salmoniformes, Salmonidae.